AUGUCCAACAGUAAUAACCAAGCAAAGAAAGACCUAGGUCACCAUUCGACAGCGACAGGACCGAUGCCCAUAACAUGCUCGGACUGCGGUACGAAAUACAACCGUCAUUCUGAUUUCAAGCGGCAUAUCACACCCAAAAUAGAGUGUCCAGUUGAAUUCUGCCAUAAUUCGUAUCGAUCCGACAAGAAGAAUCAAUUCAUGAAUCAUAUGCGAACCAUGCAUUCUGAGAUUGAUGCUCCGAGUUGCGAGAGAUACUUUCAAACAGACAAGGAUCGAUCCAUACCUCUGCCAGGACUAUGUCUAUCGGGAGAUCUAGAAAGGAUUCACGCUGUUCAAUCGCCCCAAUCCCUAUCCGUCCAUGGCCAUGUCUCGGCCAUGCCUACAUACGAUGACGGCUUCUCGAAUGAGCAACCUUCAAACACCCUCGACCACGGACCUGAGAGAAUACCUCUGUUGCUUGAGCCAGGUAACUCGUCUACAAAUUUUCCGACCACGAAUCGGUUUGGACAAUCUUCAGAUACUGCCUUGCUUGAUGAGUACAGCGUGCAGGAGAGUCUAUAUGACCCAGUGUUUGGAUCAAUUGAUAAUUUGAAUGAUAUCUUCUCAGAUGAUGCCUGA
Messenger RNA from Talaromyces proteolyticus, 618 nucleotides. RefSeq lists its product as uncharacterized. The record is from RefSeq and is a predicted model, not a curated record. Bases 1 to 618 code for a protein of 205 amino acids. Lineage: Eukaryota; Fungi; Ascomycota; Eurotiomycetes; Eurotiales; Trichocomaceae. The transcript is spliced from 2 exons.